Molecule: messenger RNA, 8659 nt
Organism: Xyrichtys novacula (pearly razorfish)
Lineage: Eukaryota; Metazoa; Chordata; Actinopteri; Labriformes; Labridae
Source: the annotation of a GenBank genome assembly
AACACGAACACAUGUAGGUGAGUCCCAAAUAAUCAGUCCAUGAGGAUUAACUCAAACACCUGAGUACAAACAACAGGGAAGAGGAGACCAAUGGUUCAGAUUAGAAAAACUCGACUUUAGAUCAGGAGAGAGUCCACGGAUCAACCUGUUUUCAGACGACUGCUUAAAUAUUGAACCAUAUUCAAUGACUUAGCUGUUCGAUCAGAUGUCGUCUGUCUUAUAACGAAAUAUUUAACUAACGUUAUCGGAGAAAGUUGAUUUUCUGUCCCUGUCCUUUAAAAACCUCUAGAUUUCAGAACAGCUGUCCAAAGAAAACUGUCACCACUUUGAGUAAAAUGCAGGAAUAAUAACAAUCUAGUAUCUACACACACUCUCUCACUCUCUGUGAGGGUAAAGCUGCUGGUUUCCUGUCAAUGAAGGAAGGAGGAGCAACACCGCCCAUGUGAUCCAGCUCAGUGACGACAGGUAGGAGACCUGUGUCAGUCGGAGUGUUUGGAGUCAACAGACGAAGAGGUGAGUGUUGGUCCAGCAUUUUUGAGCUCAUGUCUUCAGCCUUUAUAUCGUCUCUCUGUACCACCACAGAGAGAGGUUCAAGUCCACAGCUGGACUCACACAGGGCUGCAGGAGGUCUCCCUGCUGUGAUUCUGUCUGUGUCAGGCUGUCUCCUGCUCUCUCAGUCUGAGGCAGGAUCGUAGAGCGAACUGGUUUUUCCUGAUCCUUCUGUCCUGGACUCACUCUCACAGUGAGUGUUUAUGUUUUGUCCCUCAGGCUGAAGAUGAGUGGCUGUUUAGAGGAAGAAGAGGACGGUGCUGGGUAAGGACUUCUUUUCUGUUUGAUUAAAGGGAUAUUCCACCGUACUUUAAUUUAGGGUCAAACCCACCGUAACACCGAGUUAGACCCCCCCUCCAGAGAUGAAUGUUGUCGACCGCUUGCUUCUCUAGUUAUACCAACUUUAGUAACGACCGCAGGAUAGAAAUACAGAGAGCCACGCCCCCAACCAAAACGCCACUCUAUAGCCACAAAUAAUGCUCAGAACAGCACCUAACUUCAUCAACAGGACAUAUAGGGUCACAGACAUAGUACUAGACACCAAACAUCUUUUUAACUUUAGCAGAGAGACUAAACACAACUCACCUACUCUCUUCCAGCAGCCGCUUGUUUGUAGAGAGACCUCAGGCCAGUCCAUUACAGACUACAGCGGGGUGCCGCAGCUCAAGGAAGAACAUUUAUGAUCAUUACUUCAUGGAAAUACAAUCAGACCGAGACGCUAAGACAGAAGAACUACAGCGUCUGUAAAAUGAUUAAUAUGGUGAUUAUUACUUCAAGGAAAUGAUAAAGAAAUGAUCAUAAAUGUUCUUCCUUGAGCUGUGUCACCCCGCUGUAGUCUGUAAUAUUACCCUAAAUUAAUUUUACGCUGGAAUAUCCCUUUAACGUCUUCACUGUACAUUAUCAUGAGCUGAAACCUCCUCAUGGGUGCGUCUACACGGACUGAAGUUUUCGGUUAUGAGUCCCAUCCUGGUUUUGAUCGUACUCAGGAUAUAACCUUCAAAUACACAUAGAGAACCUGGUUAUCCAUAUUCCUGUGCUGACAAUACUAUGCUUGGCACUUGGCCGUAAAUCAGUUUUACUAAACUAUAAAAGACACAGGGUGAUGGCUCUGUUUGUUCUUGUUUGGGUGUUGUGAUGAUAAACUGUGGAGUGUGUUGAAGAAGCCUGAUUUUCCUGAUGCUGAAGCCUCUAAUUACAGAGAGAGUCUAUCAGGACAUGCAGUGAAAGAGCAGGUCUACAGAUCACACUGUUAAUAUCCAGAACAGACCAAUCAGAGUGAUGUCUGCUCAUCGCCUCAACAUCAAACUUACAAACUAAAACAGGAUAUUGUAGUUUUGAAUUGUGAGUCUACAGCAGAUGGUGCUCCUCUUCAGUCCUCUACUCUCCAGUUAGUCUUCUCCAUCAUUAUUGGAUUGCUGACCCAAACCUGAUCAUGGAGGCAGUAGGAACAUGGAACUCAAACAGCUCAUCAAAAUAAAGACCCAAAGCAAAUAAUAACUUUUUAUUUUUAAUAAUAACUUCAUUUUUAUGUCACUUUUAAAAACAAAAGUUGACAAAGUGCUCUCAUUCACCGGCUGCUUGACUGGCAAUGCUGUUUCUUUUUAAUUCUCUUUAAUUUGUUUCUUCGUUUCUCACUUCAGAAUCACUCGAGAUUCGGCUCAGUACGUUCACUAAAAAGAUUCGGUUCUUUUGAACGAAUCGUUCACGAGCGACACAACACUACCCCAGGCCACUAGGGAGCCCCCAAGGGCUGACGAACCUUACUCCACAAAAAUGUCCUGAAAUUAAACAACUAGUGGUCAAAUUGCAGUGACAGCUUAGACGGAUACCCCCCUAAAGGGGCCCCAUGUCAUCCCUGCCGCACUGCUAUGUGACCAACGUCCAUCUUUACUGAAGUGUGUCAAUCAAAGUAACUUAAAUCAGCCGUUAAGUGGAGCGACUUAUCAGGAGAAAAGAGAGAAAGAGAAAGAAAUAAGGAGAAAACAAGACGGCGGUAAGUGGAGCUGAUAGCAAAGUUUGACAAACUCUUUAACUUUAGAUGUAAGGUUUGGUGUAAGGUCUGUUAAAUGUUUGGUAGCUAGUUAGCCGUGUUAGCAGAGCGGGAGACGUUAGCCUGAGUUUUUCCCGCCUCGUUGACUCGCUGUUACCGUGAGUUCUCCUCCUCGUCCUCUCCCUGUUCUCCUCUCUCUUCCUCCUCGUCCUCUCCCUGUUCUCCACUCCCCUCCUUCUGCUCCGCUCCACUCUUUUACUUUUUAUCAUCAUAGGGAACCAUACUCAAAAUUUUGUAUUUUAGGAUGGCAUUGCACAGACUUGGAGGCAAGUUCCAUGUUUUGUUUAAUGCUAAAGACUCAAAUUGUGGUGUAAUAAAAGGAGUCCACUUAUUGGAUUGUACAAGAGAAGCCAAAACUGAUCUAGUAUGCAUUCUCUUGUCAGGGAGGGUGACAGCAGCUCCUCUGGGAUCAGCUGUACUUCUCUGGCGUCAGCUUUGAUGUCCAACCCCUCCCAUCUGAGAGAAUUGGACCUGAUACAAAACAAGGUACAGGAAUCAGAAGUGAAGCUGCUGUGUGGUCUUCUGAUGAAUCCAAAAUGCAGACUGAAGACUCUGAGGUAAGCCCCCUCCCCCCCAAAUAAUUAUAUGUUGAAUUAUAGACCAAUCCCAUGAACAACCAGAAGUUAACAAGCUGCCUUAGCUGUGGUGGUGUCAACGCAAAACAUCUGCACAUUUUAAUAGAGGCACUUGUAAAAGUUAUCGACUUUUUACUUCUACCUUUAAAUGAUCGUGUAGGUGCCUUAUGGUAAAACUGGCUGAAUUUCUUGUUGCUUUGUUCCGUAUGACAAACUUCAGCUUUGUUAGUGUGCACAACAAAUAAGUGUUACCUUCACCAAAAGACCUUCUGUGUUAAAAUCAACAUGUCACAGAGAUCAACUGGCCACAGACAGAAGGAUCAAGAAUUUAAUGAUUAUUAAUAAUUUAACCUCACUUUGAUUGACCAGUUGAUUGUGUUCUGAUUUUCCUUGCAAGAUAAUCUCAUUAAUAAUGUUCCUCAUUAAGCUAGUAUGCUCGCCAGUUUCUUGAUUAUAGGUUAUUUUCUACCUGCAUACUGACGAGUUUGGGUGUUUGGGUCUUCAAGCUUUCUAGUUUUACUUUGAAAGAAUUAACCUCAACACCAAAUAGAAACACUGAAUGUUUUAGACAAACAGAGAUGAACAGUUUCAUCUUAUUUUUCAGAUUAAUUCACUGCAGAUUGUCAGAGAGUGACUUUCUUUCCCUGGCCUCAGCUCUGAAGUCCAACCCAUCCCAUCUAAGAGGUCUGGACCUGAGUGUGAACAGGCUGCAUGAUUCAGGAGUGAAGCUGCUGUCGGAUUUUCUAGAGGGCCCAAACUGCAAACUGAAGUCUUUGAGGUCAGACUCUAAAUUAAUUCAGAAGUUAAAUGAUGAAAAGUUUACUUUUGUGCCGUUUCUAUGGCAGCAAUCUGCUUGAUGUGUUGUUGUCAAUAAGGUGCAUUAAUUCUGUUGUAAGCUUUGGUCUAAUCGUGGCUACAAGUUGUUUUUUUUAAUGUUUUUUAACUUCAAAUUUGGUCCUUUGUCUCUUUAAUUUGUAAUAAUUAUCUGUCUUUCUUGAUUUAUAAAAAAAAAAAAGAUUCUCAAUAUUUUAACAAUUUAUUACCUAACAAUGCAGAACGGUACGAUUGUAACAUCAGGCUUCCACUUUGCCCAUCCCUCGAUUACUUAAGACUCCCUACAUUUUCACUUAUGCUGGGUAGCUGUUAUUUAUCUUAGCUAAUCACAUCAUUUAUAGCUAGGAUUAAAAUUUUGUGACAAUUAAGUUUAAAGUUGGGAUAUCUUUUAUUUAUUUUUCACAGUAAAAAUAGAUAUGACAAAUUCAAAAAUAUUGUUCUGAGUGUGAUAAUUGGUGAGCUUCAAAAACUCACUGUACUAUUUUUUGAAGGUUUCAGAUUUUAAUAACAGAAAAGUCCAUAUUACUCCUCAAGUGUGCAACUUUCAAAAGGCACCCUUUAAAUAAGUUUGGAUAUUUUAAGUGUUGUUUUGUAAUAUACUAUCUUUCAUCUCUACAAUAAUAUUUUUACAUCGAGGUUUCAAGCCAUUUUUCCCAAAAACGUGUUUGUUUUUUGAUUUUCAGGUUGAAGGGUUGCACAUUGUCAGUGACUAGCUGUAGUUUUUUGGCCUUGGCUUUAAAGUCAAACUCCUCCCACCUGAGAGAGCUGGACUUGAGUGAUAACAGCCUGCAGGAUUCAGCAGUGGAGCUGCUGUGUGAUUUUUUCAAGAGUCCAGAGUGCAGAAUGGACACUCUGAGGUCAGACUCCCUAUGUACUUAUGAAAAUUAGUAAACCCUAAUUUAAAGAGAUCCUUUUCUAAAAUUAGUAUUUUAAGUUAUCAUUAGAGUGUAGAAGAAUAAGACACACUUCUAGAGGAACUUAAUUUCUUUUCUUUCAGAUUGAGUGGCUGCAGUCUCUCGGGCACCAGCUGUGCUUCUCUGGCCUCAGCUCUGAUGUCCAACCCCUCCCAUCUGAGAGAGCUGGACCUGAGCAACAACAAAAUGUGUGACACAGAAGUGAAGCUGUCGUGGUUUUCAAACGCCAAAGUUGAUUAUUCGAGGUCAGACUGAAUGAAUUUAUGUAACAUACAAAGAUGGGCUAUGGUUUCUAUACCUUUUCUGUUACGUAGACACUAAAUUCUUCAAAUCUCAAUUUGAUAAGAAAACUCCUUUAUACUUAAUUGAACAGGAUGUAGAAAUGAAUAUUGUUCAAGGAAAUCUAAUUUUUAACCUUUUUCUCUGUGCAUCCUGUAGAAUUAGGGAGUGUGCACUUUUCAUUUUUCUUUUUUGCAGUCUUGAUAUACUAAAGCUCUCGAUAGACCAUUACACUCACAGACUAAUAUUUUAAGUCAAAUUACCUGAAGGAUAAUGAGCAAUCUUAUUUUGCAGAUCUGACAGAAUGAAGCUGCUGUGUGAUUUUCUGAAGAGCCCAGACUGCAGGCUGCAGACUCUUAGGUCAGACUUAACUGUAUUUAAAGCUGAUCAAGAGGAAAUGUUUUGUUUUACAAUGUCAUUUUCAGAGGCAGAGAAUUAAUGUGCUUAUUAUUAAUGUGCUUUAGUUUGAAAAUUUUAAAACUAAACUCCUCAAAGUACAAAUGUCAUGUCUUUUUCAGAUUGAGUGGUUGUGGUUUAUCAGGAAUCAGCUGUUCUUCUCUGGCCUCAGCUCUGAUGUCCAACCUCUCCCAUCUGAGAGAGCUGGACCUGAGUAUCAACAAACUGCAGGAUUCAGGAGUGAAGCAGCUGUCGGAUAUUUUGAAGAGUCCAAACUGCAGACUAAAAGCUCUGAGGUCAGACUACAAUGCUGGUGUUUCUGUGUCUUAAAUGUGCAGACCCAUUUUAGCAAAACUCCAAAAAAGACAAUAUUCAAUCAAAUCUUUCAGACUGGGUGGCUGCGGUUUGUCAGAGAUCAGCUGUCUGGCCUCAGCUCUGCAGUCCAACCCCUCACACCUGAGAGAGCUGGAUCUGAGAGGACACAGGCUGCAGGGUUCAGGAAUGAAGCUGCUGUCUGAUCUUGUGGAAAGUCCAGACUGCAGACUGGAGACUCUGAGGUCAGUGGAGGAUGUUUGAGAAGCUGUUGUUAUUACAGUGUGUUAAACGUAGAUUAAUCUGUUUUUCUACAAGUAGAAGUUCUUGAACCAACCAGACAGAUUUGCUUGUGUAGGUAUAAGGACUGACGGCCUACGACUCUGAGAUUUCUCCACCGCAAAUCAAAUGUGAACACUUUGUUUAUUAACAUGCUCAAUAUAGUGGAGCCACAGUUUUAGCUUCACUUCUACCUUUGUCCCCGUCUAAAAGCACCAGGCAGGUGUUGGUAAAAGUUUGUCCACCUUUGCUACAAAGGGUGGCAGUGUCCCUCUUUCAGCUGAUUCCCAUUUAGCCGUGUCCUGGCCGACCCGUUACAUGCAUCAGAGAGGUGCUGUCAGGUUUUAUGCUGAACACUGAAAACAACAGCAAGCUUCAAUACGAUAUAACACCUUCAUCUUCUCUUGAUGUCCUCAAUGAUGAUCCCCGAGUUUGUCAGAUUACAAGAAAUACUAUCCAGUGUGACUCAAGUCAAACGGUCAAAUAUAAAGUCCAGCUGUAAUUUGACUAAUUUCUGAACAACAUGUGAAGGAACUGAGUGUGUCUGCAGAGCUUGGAUCAGCUGGUGUUUAUUUCCUGAGAUUGUGUUCAUCUUUGUGUGUUUGUGGUUAUCUCUACAGGACUGAUGGGAAGUUGGUUGAAGCUGAAAAACAUUUAAAAUGUGAGUUUUGAAACAGUGGUCUCCACUUAUUCAGCUUCUUUACAGAUAUAUCUGAUUUUAUGAUGAGCAGAAACUCCUCGUUCAGUUUUUCCUUUUCUUCUGUUUCAGCUCUGAAGUUCAAAAACUUCCCCUCUCCAUCCGAUGAUGAGAAUAUCCAGCAGGAUGAGGAUGAUGAUGAUGAUGAUGAUGAGAAAAAGGUGAGAAAAAGCAGCUGAAAGUAUGAAACAAACAUGACCUGACCUUACUUCUUUGAAGUAAAUAUCGACAACAGAUCCUCGUGAUUGUAUGUCAGAAUUAUUAUGGUUUGGUUUCAGCAAGGAUGGACAUUCAGAGUUUUCUCUCUUCUGUCCCACAGGAAGUGACUUCGAUGAUCCAGGACCAGAGCAAGAGAGAAGACCAGAUACCUGAAGGUAAUUCAUCCUUUAGGACCCCAAUAAUUCCCCCUGUAUAGAUGAGAGCAAAGCAUCAGGGUACUGUGCCUUUAAGUGGCAGCCCCGCCCACAUUUAGGGGUAAAGCGCUCCAUCUGAAGUGACUGGCAGUAAAUGUUCGUCUUGGGUUUUUGGCGGAGGUUGAGGAUCAGUUUUACGAAGUUUAUCCCAGAAAAAGUGAAGCCUGUGUCAUGGAGAAACCUCCUGGAUGCACAAAGUCCUGGUCCAGGUCCUGGUUGAAGAGCUGACUCUGAUGCUACCAAGUCUAAUCCCUCCACCCCCCUAAAAAACCACAGAUAAGGAUUUUCUACCUGCUGAACUCAAACCCACGUAUUCACUCAUGGGCUCGGAUGAUUUACUGAACAACAGGAUUAGAAGGAGAGAUCAUUUGAUUGGUUUAUAUUAAAUCUGUCCUUUUUAUGAAGAAAUCAGUUCUUAAAGUCUUUUCUCUGGUUAUUUUCCAGUUUCAACCAGUAAAAUUCAGCCGGCCCAGGUCAGGGUCCCAGCAGAGGAGAAGCUGAGGUUAGCCCGGAAACGGUUUGUGGACAGUGUGUCUGAUCCUGUCCUGGACGAUCUUCUGGAUGUCCUCCUGGAGAAGGAAGUCAUAAAUAAUAAUGAGAUGGAGUCACUCAGGUCAAAAAUCAGAGCAGAUAAAGCCAGAGAUCUGAUCGACGCAGUGCGAGCGAAAGGUACUGAAGCCAGUUCGGUUCUGAUCGCUGCUCUCUGUGAGGUGGAUCGGUACCUUUCUAAAAAACUGGAUUUAGUCUAAAGCAGAGAAACGGUGGGCUGGGGUCUUUAGAGGAACGUUUGUGUUUGUUUUUACUUCAUAACCAGAAUGUUGCUCUGAAAGGUUAGGAAAAGGAUCUGACAGGGACUGGAUCACUGCUGAGCCUCUUUAAAGGAGGCUCUCUGUCAAACACCAGGACUCUGACCCCCGACCUCCACCUUCAUCCUGAUCGUCUCCUAAAAGGUCGUAUCCUCCGAUCGUAGCUGAUCGUAACCAUUCAAGUUAACGUGUCAAUUUACACCGACUUCUUUCUGUUCCUCUGAGGAUCAAAAUCUAAAUCUAACACACUCUUUUGGAAACGUCCCAAGUAAGUCCAGUUGUCCACUGUAGUCGAGCCGGUCUCAUCCUCUCAUAUCUGCUGGUCUUGGACUUUGAGGGACUCUUUCUCAGCAGUCAGAGUCCCUCCUGUCCAAACGCUGACAUUCGCAGACUGUCCUAACUGCUCAGACGUUCAACCUUCACUGAUGUUAGUUUUCAGUAGGUCAGUACAUGAGAGAAAACCAAAAACCUGAGACCUCCAAAGGUCCGCUUCGUUAUGUAAACUCGGUUUAUUUCACCGACUUAACAAAAUAAAAGUCUUUUUUUCUCUUUCAA